UGUGGUCAGUCAAAGACAGAGACAGGCUUUGUUUUUCCGUUUUGUUCCAUUUUUCCUGUUCCUUGAUGUCCUUUUUUUCUUUCUGUCUGUCUUUCCUUCUUUCUUUCUUUCUGUCUUUCUUUCUUUCUUUCUGUCUUUCUUUCCUUCUUUCUGUCUUUCUGUCUUUCUUUCUUUCCUUCUUUCUUUCUUUCUUUCUUUCCUUCUUUCUUUCUUUCUUUCUGUCUUUCUUUCUUUCUUUCUGUCUUUCUUUCCUUCUUUCUGUCUUUCUUUCCUUCUUUCUGUCUUUCUUUCCUUCUUUCUGUCUUUCUUUCUUUCUUUCUGUCUUUCUUUCUUUCUUUCUGUCUUUCUUUCCUUCUUUCUGUCUUUCUUUCCUUCUUUCUGUCUUUCUUUCUUUCUUUCUUUCUGUCUUUCUUUCUUUCUUUCUUUCUGUCUUUCUUUCUGUCUUUCUUUCUUUCUUUCUUUCCUUCUUUCUGUCUUUCUUUCUUUCUUUCUGUCUUUCUUUCUUUCCUUCUUUCUUUCUUUCUUUCUUUCCUUCUUUCUUUCUGUCUGUCUUUCUUUCUUUCUUUCCUCCUUUCUUCCUUUCAUUCUCUUUCUUUCUUUCCUUUGUCCUUCAUUUCUUUCUUUCUUUCCUUCUCUUUCUUUCUUCCUUCUUUCUUCCUUCCUUUCUUUCUUUCUUUCUUUCUGUCCUUCUUUCUUUCCUUCCUUUUUCCUUUCUUUCUUUCCUUCUUUCUUUCUUUCUUUCCUUUUUCCUUCCUUUCUGUCUUUCCUUCUUUCUUUCCUUCCUUCUUUCUUUCUUUCUUUCUUUCUUUCUUUCUUUCCUUUGUCCUUCAUUUCUUUCUUUCUUUCCUUCUCUUUCUUCCUUCUUUCUUUCUUUCUUUAUUUCUUUCUUUCUUUCCUUUCUUUCUUUCCUUUUUUCUGUCUUUCUUUCUUUCCUUCUUUCUUUCUGUCUGUCUUUCUUUCUUUCUUUCUUUCUUUCUUUCCUUUUUCCUUUCUUUCUUUCUUUCUUUCUUUCCUUCUUCCUUCCUUCCUUUCUGUCUAUCUUUCUUUCUUUCUUUCUUUCCUUUGUCCUUCAUUUCUUUCUUUCUUUCCUUCUCUUUCUUUCUUCCUUCUUUCUUUCUUUCUCUCUUUCCUUUCUUCCUUUCUUUCUUUCCUUCUUCCCUCCUUCCUUCCUUCCUUCCUUCCUUUCUUUCUUUCCUUCUUCAUUUCUUUCUUUCUUUCUUUCUUUCUUUCUUGCUUUCUUUCUUGCUUGCUUUUUUGCUUUCCUGCUUUUUGACUAUGCAGAGAUGUUUCUCUGCCAGAGAGUGUGAACGCAUUCAUUUCAAGUCAAUAUUCAGAAAAAGAAAAAAAAGUGAAAAUAAUAAAAUACCACGGAGAAAGGGAAUGAGCUUGAGCUUAGGCUAUUGUCGUUUUCCCUUUAAUCGAUCACAUUUAAUUGAUUGAUUCAUGGCUUUUGCUUUAAGCUCGAAACGCUUUGGAACUGAAAUACUUGGCAAGCGGCAUGCUGUCAGCUGGUGUCACAUGUUUCUCCCUCUGAAAUAAUGCCAUCUCCUCUUCAUUUCUGCCAUUGUGAAACAGAUGUCAUCGUUCCUGAGUUGUGCCUGAUGUUAUUAUUCCAGAACGGGGCUUAAGGAUGUGGAAAUGUCUGACAAUCUCAGCAAGACGAGGAGUGUGGAGUGAUACACACAGUGCUGUUAAAGUAAAGAAAAGCACUCUCAGAACGCCGCUCACCCAAUCAGAUUAGUGGACCGGAACCAACUUUACCAACUAUAAAGACCUGGAGAACAUGAAUUCUAGAGAACAACAUGGUAAGUAAGCUCCUUGUCUAAAUGUUUAUGGGCUUUCUGUCCUCUUUGGCUGUGUGCUUUUGUUUGUGACAGUGUGCUCUGAUGAUUUGGCCCUGAACAACCAUCAGGGCUGCCCUUUAAUUGAAGAUUCUUCUGAUCCAGGUGGCUCCAGCAUCUCCAAGUCUUCAUAAGUAAGUCAGCAUUCAUAUCAAGCUCAAAACGGUGAACUGACCCAGGCCAUUGGACUGGAGCACUCAGUGCUGACUUCCUGUUCACUGGGUCAGAUUCGUGCUCCCACGGGGCUUCUCUAAGCUAACUCUAACUCUAACCCUAACCCUUAGGUACUCUGCAUCCCCUACAGUGUGUAAUUGGCAGGUGCUAGUUGCAAAAAAAAAAAAAAAAAGCAAAGCAAAGCAAUGCACACCUUCGACGGUACACUCAGUGCAUGACUUCAGCAGGUGGAAUUUGUGAUGUGAGACUCAAACUCAAGGAGCGUAAACAGAUACAGAAUCCUGGUUUUAGAAAAUCUGUUUCUUUCAUCUAAAAAUGAAUUGAAACCCUAUCAAUCGUGCUGUAGAGAUCAUUUCACGACACGAGCACCAAACUCCACGUCUUCCUCAAGGAGAUGUGACGCCAGGUUAGCCGUGUAGAGUAAGUUGCCAUGGCGAUCUAUGCAGCUAAAAAGAUCCUGUGUUGUGGGAUAGUCCUCAGGACUGAGGUAAGAACUGAACACAAAAACAGAGUGUAAAAAUGGCAGAUCACGGGUGAACACGAUGACUAAUCCAGACAUCCCAACCUGCAAAAACUCAUCUCAGGGAGGUGGCUUCACUGGCCACACAGCGUUCAGAUGCUCUCUUCGACGUUUAGAUGAAAGAUCUACCACUUUGUAUUUGGGGUAGGAUAUCGUAGCUGUCUCAGCCCAUGAAAUUGCUUAUUGUUUGCAGGUUUUGAUAGCAAUUUUGUUGUCGAAAUAAUUAUUAAGCCAAUGAAACGCAAACAUGCACAAGUUUGCA
Molecule: messenger RNA, 2797 nt
Organism: Ictalurus furcatus (blue catfish)
Lineage: Eukaryota; Metazoa; Chordata; Actinopteri; Siluriformes; Ictaluridae
Exons: 2
Coding region: 66-1307 (413 amino acids)
Source: RefSeq, a predicted model, not a curated record